UUUAAGGUUGUCCCUGCAUUGCGUGAGUGGUGUGAAGAAAGGCUGAUCCAUUUGAUUGAGUGUGACCUUCGAUGGGGAGUUCCUAAAGAUUCCACAACCGAAGCGACCAUCAGAACAUGCCUAGGUGAAAUCAAUCACUGUUCAGAGGAGACAGAUGGAGAACCCUUUUUCUUGAACAUGCUGGGUGAAAGGUAACUAACUGAUUUAUUUUUUUGUGUGUGUGUGUGCUGUAGGAGCUACCCAUUCUUCCCCUCUCGUAAUUCUGAAGGUGUAAGGGUGCGGUCUGAAUUGGGUGCAGGGGUGUGGGUGUAGUCUACCUGUUAACAUUUGCUAAUGUGAAUGCCUUUUGUGGAGCAACUUAUAUUAAAGUGAGGGGAUUGCCCCUGUAACCCCGUAAAUGCAAUAUCUAGGGGGAAAAGAGGCAAAGAGACAAAUUGGGAGAUGUAAAAGUUAGGAGCUGGGUCUUUAUUUUCCUCCCUCUCCUAUUUGCUAUUGUAUUGCCAAGCAAUGUACCUGCUACUGUUUGUUUCUUUCCCACACUCUGAAUGGCAUGAUGCAUGGAACAGUGUGUAGCCCAAGGGAAUUUCAAUGGCACUUCAGAGGAAAGGAGUUUUUAAAGAUAAAUCAUUUUGAGGGAAGUGUGACGCUGAACAAACAAUUGUUGUUUGAAGUUUGCUUUUUUAUGUAUUAGAUAUGGGUGGAUCCCAACCUCAUCUGAAAUAUCACAGGAGAUUCAAGAAGAAUACCAAUGGAUAUUUCCUGUUUCAAUAACCCAUAUGGAGAUCAUCCAUGCAGCAUAUAGAAUGCACAAUCAAAAUGCUGCAUUUCUUAUAAGAAGUGCUGACUUUAUAAAAGACCUACCUCCAGAGAUGACUAGAGCAUUUGUGGAUACUCAUUCUCUGAACAAAGCACAGAUGAAGGUAAGUUUAAUAAUGCUAUUUCCACUAUGGCGCCACUUUAUUACGAUGACCAGAAUCCUUUUCGUUCUUCCUUUCAUAUUUAAAUUUGGUAAUCCUAGUGAGGUUUAAAUGGCAAAGGCCCUAAUUUGCACAAAGAGGCAAAACCCUGAAGGAUUUUGGUCGUAGUAGUGUACUGAAGUCAUUGUGAAAAUUGCCUAUUUUGACAUUUCAGUCAUAAACAGUAAGUUCUCAAUACUUACAUAUAUGCUAAGAACUGGCAUACUAUUUUCCAAGGCACUGAAGGAUAAAUUGAGACAGAAAUUUCCCGGACAAGUUUUUGAUUACUCCUGUCAAUACGACGGAAUUGACGAAUCAACCGGAAGGCCAAAGGUAAUAUUUGUAUGGUAUUAAACUUCCAAUAUCAGUUAAUGUUUGUGUAUUGAUUUAUCUUACAAAUACAUUAGGCGUAAUGUGAUCUUUUCCUGCUGCAGUCUGUCACUUUUUUACAAUAUAAAUUAAAAUAAAUUAAGUGUUCCGUUGACCAAAGACGCCAAAUAGAGCAAAUACGAAGUUAGAAUCGUAUUUUAAUUACACGUACAAUUUGAUCUAGAAUAUAGAUGUUGUUUUAACGUAGAAAAUGAACAGAAAGUAACCUAAUACAGCAACAAAAUCGACUUUACACUUUCUUCUAUGACUGCCUCCGUAUUUAGACAAGAUAGUUCACAUUUACGCAUGCAGUCUCGUUUUCCGGUUAACAAGUUCUGUUUAUCUGGUUAGCACCAUCUGGUUAUCAAUAAACGGGUUAGCAACUGAUCUGAUCAGCUUAAAAAAGAGUUUUGAAGGUUGUUGUUACACGGGACGAUUCGCAACAACGAUUUUUAGCGCAACAUAUUGUUGCAACAUUGUUGCGACAUUGAUUCAAAUGGUUGCGGACAUUUUGCCAACAUUGCAAUGUUGUGUUGCGCAAAAAUCGUCGUUGCGAAUCGUCCCGUGUAACAUCACCCAACUGAACUUAACGCUCGCUACACGUAAAUUGCCGGCUCGCGUAAAUACAAAGUACACGAACGUUUUAAAUUUGAACUAGGCGCGAGCAACGUAACUAAAACAGCGCGCGCGUGGCGCACUUGAAAGGACUGUUCGUCAGAACAUUACGUUUAUGUGACAGGAGUAAUGAAUGUCUUCUCUUUUAUAUGUACACUAUAUACAACUUUGUUGCAGGCGAUGUGUUUAUCAUAAACCCUCAGCAAGAGUUUUAUUUUGUAAAUCAAACCCUUGUGUUGAGAGCUCAUCAUAACCACAUUGCAUUUCGUAGAAUAGCACCAAAUUAUUUCUUGUUUUUGGAUUUCGAGUUUAGGUGAAGCUGAAAGAGCUGGAGAAUUUUAGUGAUUCUGUGCUGGAAUUUUUUAAAUCGGCUAUAAGUAGAUCAGUUCCUGAGGUGAAACAACAGCUGUCAGCAGAAGAGAUGGGUAAGUAAGGCAAAGUCUCAGGUAUUAGUUAACUUUCAUUUCUCGAAGAAGCUUCAAGUGAAUGUUUUAAGGACACUUGUUAAAAAAUGGCUCCAAAUUAUGCACCAGUCAAAAGAACAAGAGAGUUCCACCUUUAAAAUACCACACCCUCGAGACCAAGGUAGUAUCUUUUCAAAGCACUUCACCUCAAGAGGGGCAACUGUUUAAGUCAUCCAGACAGGUUUUCUCGUAUUUAUGCUCCAGAACUUAUUCUUUAGCAACCUUCCCUCCACUUACUAGGUUAAGGAUUUGGUUGUAUUCUGCUCUGACUUUUUCAAUUGUCUUUUAUUUUGUUUGCACAGAGCUUUCAAUGCAUAACCACUUCAUUGAGCUACGAGGUCAGCUUGUCUUGGGACGAGAUGCAGAGGUUUCCACGAUCAUGGAAUAUGUUCAAAAUGGCACCCUUUCCGAUGGGGCCGAUACAGAGGGCCUUCCUCCACUGAUGGUCCUAGGGCCCGCAGGGUCUGGAAAGUCCGCGUUGAUGUCUCAUUGCACUUUGCAGAUGAAAAAGGUUUGUAGGCAUUUCGAUAAUCAGGAGUGGUAGGAUAGAGUAAUUUUAGUUUCUUCCCCUGUAAGCGAAACCAAAAAAAAAUAGAGCGUACCGAUAAAUCAUUGUCUAUCGGCAAGAAAUCAACUUGAGGGUACUAAGGACAUGUUUGCUUCUAAUACAUGCGCAUUUCUAUUAACCUUGUUUAGCCCGUCUCUCUCUAACCAAAAAGAGUUUCACACAGUUUUAUAGUGUGACCUCGACAACGGUGUUACUCGUAAAUUUUAAAUAUAAUCGGAGCAGACCAUGGGUUUUUAAACCUUGCGCGUGUAUAUGUUAGCAAGCGCCUUAAGUUUCAGUUAACUAUUUGCAUUCAAGAGCAAUCUUUAUUCAUUCAGAAUAAUUCUCCGCUUCUGAUUGGCUCCAUUCCUCCGGCUAAUACUUCAUAACCAACCAGGGCUUACCAUAUUUGGAAGAUGCGAGCAAUAUGCCAUCGAUUCGAUGAUAUAUUUGAUUAGAAACGAGGUUCGUUGAUGGUAUACUUGAUAUGAAAGGAGGCUGCUUGGGCAAUAGCGAGCAACAACUUUCCUCAUAAAGAUGCCAUUUGUCAUCCCUAAAGAAGGCAGCAUCAACGAAAUGUGCACCACCCAAUCGGAGAAUAUACAAACCUGUACCAUCCUUUACAGUCCAUUUGUUCAACCACACCUAAACUUGAUUAAUGUGAACCUCCCUAUAGACUGUAGAUACAAUUAUUACAAAGGCCAGUAACUGUUUUUAGCAAGUAACAAUUAGAGCCCAUACUAAUGUAUGGGUAGACAAAAAUACAAAAUGUGGGACUAUUUACAUCAUUGCCGUACUGACAUUGUAUUGGAUAAAACUAUUACAAGUAAGGAUGACGUGGGGGCGCCUUGUGGUAAAAGCGCGCUUAUUCCUUAAAUUGACUUAUUAUUCACGGAAGACACAAAGCUAUACCGCUUGUGCGAAGGAUUAAACAGAAGGGAAUUAAAAAGCUUGUCGCUUAGAGCUUGGGAAAGACAAUAAAUAAUUGUAAUGGGACUGAGUGGAGUCCAAUUCGGACUGUAAUCAUACGAGGAAUGAACAAAAUCGGGCGACCGCGUUGCACGAGUCCAAUUUGUUUAAUCAUGCACGAGUAUGAUUACAGACCGAAUUGGACGACACGAAGUUCUCUUACUUAUUAAUCAUAACUAUAACAAAAUUUAUUAUAUAAUAGGCUUUUAUAAUUUAAAAAAAAACAAGAAUGAUUCGGAGAGUGUUUUUGCUAGCAGUGAAAAAAGGCCAUUUAAAAUCGCGCGUGCGAUUGCGCGUACUAUCCAAUUACAGGCCUGAUUGUACUAUUACACAGUCCUACUAAGGCUGAAAUCAGGAAAGUUGAUAGCCAGUCAGAUUUGAGAAUUUGUUAUAGUUAUGAUUACAUGUAAAAAUUUCUCGAGAGCUUAUGACGCCACUUGCUUCCAUAAAGGGCACAUACGUAUUAGUCCACAUAUAAUAGAUUAGGCAUUGUAUGACUAAUAGAGUUUUUCGUAGGUAUUAUAGUGGAGCUAAAUGGUAAACGUGUCGCCCUAUUAGAUAGGAUUUACCAUUAUGCCAAACUAAAACAAAAGAACAAAAUAAUGCGUUGACUGAUUGUUAAUUAAUUUAUCACCAGCUUGGAUUGCCACUGUUCUACCAUUUUGUUGGCGCUGGUCCUGGAUCAAUGGUUCCUCACAAACUUUUCGAGAAGCUUGUGCGGUGGCUUAAAGGCUUCGAUCCAGCAGGUUUGAUUCUUUACUACUUGUUGUGUUUUAAUGUUUAAACGUUUUUCGCUGUGGGAAAUGCUGGAAGCUCAUUGGCUGAAACUAAGCAUGGAUAGAGCGCCGUGUAACUAACGUAACAAUGGGGGGCUUAAGAGAGUGCGCGCUAACGUAAGAAUCAAACACGAAAUAUAAAGCGCCUUAUUCACUAACUAAACAAUCAAACACUAAACAAAAUGCGCUCGACCCAGUAACGUGGCAGUCAAACACAAAACAGAGUUUGCGCUAAUCGCUAACGUAGUAAUCAAACACAAAAUAUAGGCGCUAGUCAUACAGAAAAGAAGGAACGCGCUAGUCACAAAACUGUGCAUGCUAGUCGCUAGCAUAACAAUUAAACAGAGAGCUCGAUAGUCAAAGAAUCAAAUAAGAACCAAAUUGCGCGCGAGUCAUUAGUGUAACAAUCAAAUAACAGUGUGCCCACAAGUCAUUAACCAGAACGCGAAAUAGAGAGUGCGCAAGUGACCACCGUAACAAUGAAAAAAUGAGCGCAAGUUACUGACGUAAAAAUAAGACACAAAAAAGAGUGCGCGUUUUCGCAAACGUAAUAAUCAGACACCCAACAAAGUGCAUGCUAUUCAACUCAACAUUGAAGCAUUGUUCCUACGUCCAGUCGAUGAGUUCUAAUGCUACUCAGCACACAUGUAAUGUACGAAUGUAAUUGCAGCACACAAGAGCUUCGUAGACUUAAGUCAAGGGAGAGUGGCUUAUUUUUAUAGCACAAUUUAAUGUUAAACUCUUUUCAAGUUCAUAGAACAUACUGGAGAAAGUCGGUAGACUUUAUAAAGAACAAGAAAUGGGCACACUGUAGCAUGCAACCGGAAUUAACUUUGUUUUGUCGAAAACAGGACCUGCACAGGAGGAGAGGCCGGGGGGCGGGGGUUGCCCCGCCUUUCUUUUAAGAAAAAGUGUUUCUUAAAGUUUUUUUCUGUAAUAGGUGUUUUUAAUACAAGAGUAAGGAUCUAGUAUUCUCUUCUCUUCACACGUGAACAAACGUGUAGAGUCAUGGUUAUAGGUGUAAUAACACGACAAAACUUCACGUAAAACAAGCAUAAAACGAACAGAUGUUUAAUGUAUUCGAACCAGAAGUACAAGCGACGUGCAUAUUGAAAUGUAAGAAAGAACAACUUACAUGAAAACCUUGAAACCAAAAUAAGUGAAUAAACACAUUUUAAAUGAAAUUCAGUUCUUUAGAAAGAGUCCUUAAACUUAUAUGCCUAAGUAAGCACAUGGUCCUGUAGACGUUUGGGCAGCUGGCGUAUGCGUGUAGAUUAUCUCGGUGUUUGCACAGGACUGGGCGAUUUAGGUGUGUCCGGCACCGGAGGCAGCUGAUCGCGCGGAUGGUCACAUGUUUCCACGCGUGUAUCUGGAGGUGUCUCUCCGCGUGUCUCCUCGCGUGCCUCUGUGGAGCUGCUCGGGCGUCUCUACGACGUCGAGAUCAUCUUCAACUUUGGGAGGCGUUUCAUUGGACUUACGUAGGUAAACACGAUUUCGUCAGCUCAACCUCGUAAGCUCUUUUUUUCAAUGCGACUUUCGACGACACCUUUAUGUCACUCUUUUCUUCCAGCGCGCCAGGACUCAACUCGCACAGUGUUUCCCGGCUGUAAGGACUGCAGGUCACGUGCGCCUCUGUUGUAGUACCGGGCUUGUUGCUGUUGGCGGCGACGAAGCUUGAUAUGGGUUACAUCCUCAUCUGUUACAGAUGGCUUCAAUAAUCCAGCUGUUAUCGGCAAGAGACUUCUUGUCCUUCUGCUAAAUAACCGCUGUGCUGGGCUGAUUUACGUACUCGCAGGCGGCGUGCUCCUGUGGUCCAGUAAGGCAAGAAACGUGUCUAAACCAGUCUUGCUGCACUUCAACAUAAUUUUCUUUGCUUGUUUCACCGCAUCCUUGGCCUUUCCAUUCGACUGACUAUGAUGUGGACUGCUGGUUCUGCGCUCAAAAUCCCACUCUUUAGAGAAUUUCAGGAAAUCGCGCGAAACGAACCGUGGCCCGAUUUCAGUAACGAGUGCUCGGGAAUACCAUGUCUCGCGAAAUGACCUUUUAGCUUUUUGAUGACGUAGACCGAGGAUGUACUCCUGAGAUGGUCGAACUCAAAGAAAUCGCUAAAAUAGUCCACAGUCACCAGGUAACUCUUUCCAUUUAACUCAAAUAGGUCUGCUGCAACGAACUGCCACGGCCGACUAGUUGUUUCGUGACUGAUGAGGGUUUCCUUUCUUUACCCUGUUCGUACUCUCUGCGGGCUUCACAUGUUGACACGUAGUUCUUGAUCUCGCCUGUCAUCUCGGGCCAAUAAAAACAUUCACGCGCUCUGUUAAUUCAACCAUUAACGCGAAGGUGCGAAGUGUGAAUACUUUUUAGAAGACCACUUCUAGCAGCCUUGGGUUACCACUACCCUUUCCUGAAAACGGGCGGUUCAUCUCUUACAUCAAAAGAAGGAGAGGCUGGAAGCGGCAAGGUACUCUUGUCUUCAGGCCAGCCAUGCUGAUUCACUGUCUUUAGAACCUGAAGCAGCGCAUCUUGUUCUGUCUCUCGCUGAAUUUGCUGUAGACUGGCUUCAGAUAUUGGCAAAUAAUUCAUCGUGUUGAUCGUUUCAAACUCUGACUCAAUCACUGCGCACCCGAGGUAAGAUAAGCUGUAAAAAGCGUGCCCGCUAAGAACAUUCUGCUUCCCCUCUCGUACUGGACCACCAAAUCGUACUUUUGCAAACGGAUCAACAUUCCUUGCAACCUCUUAGGAGCGCGAUGAAGUGGUUUGGUGAAGAUUGACUUUAAGUGGCUUGUAAUCAGUAUGGACAACAGUUCUUCUACGGAACGUAAAGUCAUUAAACGUUUUAACUGAAAACACGAUUGCCAACAUCUCCUAUUCAAUCUACGCAAAGCGAGAUUCCUUCUCCGUUAAGGCUUGACUAGCGUAGGCGAUUGGGUGCCCAUUCCGCCUUAAAGCUGCGCCAAAACCACUCUGGCUGCUGUCACACUGGAUUUCAAGCACUUCAGUGGGUUUGUAGUAGGCUAGAACGGGUGUUGAUACAGUUAGUUCCUUGACACCAUGCCAAGCCUCCUCUUACAGGUCAUUUCAACACCAUGCUGCAUCUUUAUGGGUAAGACCUCGUAUAGGUUUCAUUACAUCGGACAAGUGAAGUAGAAAACGGCUAAGAUAGUUGACCAUUCCAUUCAGGCGUAAAAUAUCAUCUCCUUCCUUUGGGCGUGGCAUCUCGACCAUUGCUCUUACUUUCUCUGGAUCUGGCUUGAGACCCUCUGUGGUUAACAGGUGCCCAUGAAAUGGAACCUCUUUACGCCUGUACUCUAACUUCUCGGCGUUGAGCUUGAUAGCUUUCUGCUGACAUAUAAGCAUGAAUCCCUCCAAAUUGCUGUCCUGAUCAGCCUCACACGUUCCAUGGAUGAGAACAUCAUCUGCAAUACAUUUUACAUCAGGGAGACAUUGUACUUCUUGGUGGAGACGUUUCUGAAAUAAUCACUAAGGUUGCAAUUAGACACCAAACAAAAUGGAUGCUUGUCAUCUACGAAGCAAGCAAACACAAAAAAGAAAGUUGCCCCACUCAUUAACGUGGCAAAACAUGUGCCUUAGUCAAUGAUGGACUAUCAAACCUAAGCUGAGAGCAAGUUGCUAACGUAACAAUCAAACAACAAACAGAGUGCGGGCUUCUCACUAACGAGGCAGUUAAUCAGAAGCUAUAGUGUGCGCGCGCAAGUCAGUAAUGUGACAAUCAAACCUAAAGACAGCGAGUUAGUUUCUAACGUAACAAACACAAACGAGAGAGGGCACUGUACAUACUCUAUUUGGUAACGAUACAAUCCAAUACAUUCUAGACUAAGAACAAAAAAAAAACAACGACAAAAAACCAGAGGCUAACGUGACAAAGAAACGUAAGCUAGAGUGCGCGCGCUAGUCAAUACUAAUGUGUCAAUCAAACCUAAACAGAACGAGCUAGUUACUAACGUAACAAUCAAACACAAAACAGCCGAGAGUGCGCGCUUGUUACUAACGGGCAGUUAAACACAAUAUUGUAUGCGCUAGUCAUUAACGUAAUAAUUAAUAAUGGUAAUAGGACUUACGAAAUGCUAGUGAACACGGAUUACGAUUACGUGGAAUUUAGAUAGAAGAGGCUGCUUGUUCUUUCUUGAAAAAGCGGGAAAAGAAGUCUUUAGGCUCCGAUGUUACUUGAUGAAUGUUGAACGGGAAACGUGGAAAUGAAAAAACCGGACCAAAACAGAGAGUUAGUGAGGAAGUUACUGAGGGGCUUAGUUUUAAGUUAGAGUUUGCUCCCGUCUUUUAUUUUCCCGUUCUUCGUUCCACGUUCUUUUAAGUAAUAUCCCUAUAAACUCUGUUGUGCAUUAUUCGUUCUUUUGUUUCCUAAUUUUUUUUAUUUUGCUAUUACAGUGCAACCCGACAAUCUUGCGGCUGGUCAAGAUAUGAGCACUGAUAUGCUCAAAGAAAAGAUGAAGAAAGCUUUGGAUGAACUUGCAGAAAAACAAGAGGUUUUCAUCAUAGUCAUCGAUGCAAUCAAUCAGGUAAUUUGAUGUUUAGAUUUAUUUAUGCGUGUGUCCUACUGAAACAGUAGGAAGAUUAAACAAAGACAGCGCCAACCUCGUUCUCAGGAUUCUCUCCUACCCGUUCCUACGGAGCGAGACGGCUAGGAGAGAGAUCCUAGGGACGAGGUUAAUACAACGCAACGCAAAGAGAGCACUUGAUAGCGCGUUUACUUUGGCUAAAUCUACCAAAGGACCCUAGCAUGUAUUACAGCUGGAGGUUUCAAUGAAAUAUUUACACUGGUGGCCUAGACUGUCUGUAAUCUCUAAAAGAGUGGAUAUUAUGAGAAGAAGGCAAAAAACAGUGCAGGUAACUUUUCUAUUCGAUUCGUACGUUACACUUAUUGUUUGUUUCCUCUAAAGCUAGCGGACGCUGAAGAUGUAAAACACAUGGAUUGGUUGCCAAGUGUGUUUCCACGCAACGUUCGCUGUGUCAUCAGCGCUGUGACAGGCAGUCGCUCUGCAGCCCUGCUAUCGAGUGAACACCGCGCCCCAUCCCCUGUGCCACUUCAUGUAGGAGAGCUCAAUGAGUCAGCCCGUCAAGAAAUCGUCAAACGCACUUUAGGAAAGUACAAUAAGGUAGUAUUGAGAAUCCAUUCGUUAGUUAUAGUCCCUGAAAAGUGACUCUAACGAGAGUAAAACCACAAGUGUUAUGUAAAAUCUAUGGUGUAUUAUUCAUGUCACGGUUACCUUGAAGCGCGACACUGGAUCUAGUAUCUAAGUACUCCUUGCGUGGCUGAAUUAAUUUCUUUCCAAAAACGUCGAGCGGAAAGCUGCGCAUAGGUUCGACGCCCCACGUAGUUUCGCGUCCAAGUGUUCACGAUGUGUGUUCACCUGCAUUCAUGAUCUCAGGUUUAUUAACACUAGUUUAGGCCACGACUGACUAGAACUUCACAUCCGUAAAGAGAUUAAUCGUUGCCCUACAAGCUUUUGCCCAUUUUGUAGUCUGUUUACAGCUCCCUAGCUAUUUUUUUUUCCGGAAGACCUUCGAGAUUUAAUGCCCACUGUAACGCGCAGUCAUCCAGGUCAGGGUUGGAAGCGGUGGGCCGUGCCUCCUCACAACUCCCAUCCCCUCCCCUUAGGCAGAUUUGGUGCUCUUGAAACCAAGAUGGCCGUCCUUUACAGUAAGCGCUAGUCUAGCUGUUUUGAGAUUUUGCUUUUGAAUGGCCCAGUGUUGUGUCGAAUUGCACAAUACGGCUUUUUUGGGUAACGAAUAUUUGACCCUGUUUUCUGCGCAACACAGUAAUGGCCAAUAAAAAAAGGAUAGCUUCCCCCCAAAUGUCCAACAUUGUAAUUCGACACCACGCCAACCCCCCGGGAUUUUCCCAGGGGCAGUUCUGUUGACACGUGUUCCCCCUCCCCAACCUCCGCCACUGCCGAACGUUUUAAUAAUCUUGAAGGUUGGACAGGUUGUGAGAAGUUGUAACUAAUUUCUUUCCUUUUGUUGUUUUCUAGAAACUGGACACAGAACAGAUGAAACUGUUGAUGGCUUCACCGGGAGCUUCUAACCCGCUGUGGUUAUCUUUGGCUUGUGAGGAACUUCGCGUUUUCGGAGUCUUUGAAACGAUCACGCAUCACAUCAAGAGUUUACCAGCCACGAUAAAGGAACUUUUGCAGCUCAUAAUCAACAGACUGAUCAACGAGGAUGAAAAUAACAAUGUUCAAAAGGUGCGUCUUUUUUCUUUCUAAACCCAGCUAAACGAGAAGGGACACAUUUUCAAGUGUGGAAGAUUUCAUGAAUUAAGGUCAUUAACCAGCUGUCGUUUUCGUUUAAUUCCUAAAACAACUUCCAACACUAGUGAUUUUAUGCAACUGCACGGCAGAGGAAGAAGACAGCAAACUGGUUUUGUGUGACAAAAGUUAUGUUUGAACAAAUGUUUCGCCAAACUUCCCUCCAACUGAUCUUUUUGUAAAAGGCGAGAACACAAUAAGUGGAGAUCGCAACAAAACAUACAGGUUAAAGCUCUCUAACCUUUGUCACACACAGACGUUUUGCCGUCCUUUAGGUUCUUUCUGCCGUUUUGGUAACUUUACACGAUCUGAUCAGUCAUGAAAACAAAAAUCGACGUAUAGUUUCUACAUCACAUUUUGUUUUUAUGCCAUAAAAUGUUGUUAUCGUGUCAGCCUUUGUAAAGGCGCUGCUGAAGAGGUUUUACUUGAAUUGGCAUAUCUCGCGUGUAACAGUUUGAUUUUCGCUAGAGCCCUAUGUAAAAAUUCAGUUUUUAAAUUCCUUUUCACUAUAAAUUCUCAAUUUAAUUUAACGAAACUUGCGUCGUGUAAGAAACACCAUGGUUAAGCAAAGUACGGUCAGCUUACAUUCAAACCUCGCUUUACAGACACUAGCUUAAUACAGACACCUCGUUAUUAAGGACAGUUUGCUUUGUCCCUGGGGAAAGAAAGCCCUUAGAUUUUCUCUAAAUUCCAUCCGGCUUAAUACGGACAGCCAGUUAAUACGGACACUUUCUAUACCCCUCUCAGGGUCCUUAUCAACAGGGUUUGGCCGUAGGUCAUCAUAUCUGUACUAUGUGUACUCAUCUGCCUACAUAAUAUUAUUUGUUCUUUUAUCGAGUUCUAUUGUAAAAGAACAGUUUAAUUACUCGUUGUCUUAGAAUGAAUUAUUUUCGAUUUUAUUUCUGAAGAUGUUAGGUUUCCUGGCCUGCAGCAGAGGUGGAUUAAGUGAAACUGAACUUCAAUACCUUCUGAGUGACAAUUUAACAGAACCAGUUCCAAUGAUGAUGUGGGCGGAAGUAAGAAGAACGCUGAAGCCAUUUCUAAGGAACACUGGAAGCUUAGGAGAAGAAGAAAGACUAGAGUUUUUCCACGUUUCCAUACAAGAGGUAAGAGGAUUUCAUUCUAGUUAGAGAACGCCCCUAAAUUGAUACAAGGCUAAGUUUGAUACCUCUUUUCUCAUGCAUAGUGGCAAUUCAUUCAGGUUUCAUUUCAAUUAACUUUUUGGUAUUGGCCAUUUUGAGGUUGUCCGCGAGUCUGGAUAAUCUGUGUUAUGUCAAAUUCCUCACUUCAGAUACUAUAGGGAGAUUGGGUAUAUUAAGCUUUCAGCGCAACGAGGUCUGGGAUCGUUUGGGCGGACAAGCGUUACUUAUAAUUGGUUAAUGGUUGACUUGAAUACCAUCCACCAAUCAUAACUAGUAAAAUCAAACUAGUGGUCUAUUGUCAAUGCUGCGUUCUGAUUGGUUGAGCUACUUCUAGGCUAUAUGUUAUAGCCUACUUGUAACGAAAAGCGCGCGCUUUUUGGCGGCAAAAAAGGAUUAAAGUUUAGCUUUAAGUAGCUAAAUUUUUUUUAUUCUCGAUAUUUUUGACCAACUAGUUGGAUUUCACUAAAACAAUUAUUCCUUUCGGCCUUAUGGCCUCUUAGUCAAUAGCCCAUGAGGCCGAAGGCCGAAUGGGCUAUUGACACAGAGUCUAUUCGGGCUUGAGGAAUAAUUGUUAAGUAACGCUUGUCCACCCAAACGAUCCCAGAGAUCGUUGCACCGAAAGCUUGUACCCAUUCAUGUAUAGUUUCUGGAGUGGGGAAUUGAACUACUAAGGAAAAUGCACAGGAAAAAGGGUUAAAAUUCUUUCCCCAAGACAGUCCCAUAGUGGUGGUUGAGGUGUUGAUGUCGAUGGAGAUGAUGAUGAUGAUGGUGGUGGUGGUGGUGGUGGUGGAGAUAACGAUGGCGACUGCGAUGAUGAUGAUGAUGAUGAUGGUGGUGGUGGUAACUGGUGAUGGUGGUGUUGUUGGCGAGAAAGAUGGCGACUGCGAUGAUGGUAGUAGUGGUGAUGGUGUUGUCGAUAGCGAUGGCGAUUGCGAUGAUGAUGAUGAUGGUGUUGGUGGCAGCUGGUGAUGGUGUUGGUGUUGGCGAUGGCGACGGUGAUGAUGAUGAUGAUGAUGGUGGUUGUGGUGAUGAUGCAGAUGUUGGUGGUGGUGUUGGCGAUAGCGAUGGCGACUGCGAUGGUGAUGAUAAUGAUGAUUAUGAUGAUGAUGAUGGUGGUGGUGGUGGUAGUGGCGAUGGUGAGGGUGUUGACGAUGGCGACGGUGAUGAUGAUGAUGAUGAUGAUGAUGAUGAUGAUGGUGGUGAUGAUGCAGAUGGUGGUGGUGGUGUUGGCGAUAACGAUGGCGACUGCGAUGGUGAUGAUAAUGAUGAUUAUGAUGAUGAUGAUGCUGGUGGUGGUGGUAGUGGCGAUGGUGGGGGUGUUGGCGGUAGCGAUGGCGACUAUGAUGAUGAUGAUGACAAUUUCAUUAUUUAAAUGCAUUUAAGUGCACUUACAUUUGGUUCGCCAAUAGUUCUCUUUUCGUCUUCACAGGUUGUUCAAGAAACCAUUCUCGUUGGUAAUGAGGAGAAAAGGAAAUGUCAUCUAAAACUUGCAGAUUUCUUUGUCGACCACUGCAAAGAUGACGACCGAGUGAUUUUCAUGGCACCUGAACAACUCAAACAAGCUGGUGAAAAGAAAAGACUUCUGGAAUUUUUGAGGAACGCUAACCCCUCCAAGAACCGACCUGGAUUCUGGAAGAACAACUACUAUAAAGUAAGUUGUGUCCUUAAUUUACCUACCACUACCUACCUCAACCAGAAGUGUAAUUUUUUGGCGUUCUUGGACAGUGGUUUUGUCCAAAUUUUCGGGGAACGUUUCUUCAUAAAACUUAAGGCACUUAGCAAUACAAAUUUGGAAGCGUCGUGGAAAAUUAAAAUGGAAAAGGGUCGCUCUCGAUUUCGCGAAAACACGCCAGUUUGUUUAGGCUCCCUACACUCUUUGUUUUAUGAAAAUGUUGUUUUUCCGGCCCAGGCUUUUCUGUCGAUUUUAGGCAGAACGUAUUCUUAAAUUAUACUUAAUUAUAAUUAUAGCUUAUGGUAUUUUCACUUUAGAAUUUACUGGCGUUUUAAUUGCCAGUGUUCUGUGUCUAGAUCUGUCUCCAGCGCCGUUUGGGGAAAAGAAUAAUUUUAUACGGUUAAGUCAAAACAUAUAAUUGUACUGUAUUUACGAACUUUCAACAUACAAACUGAAAUUGGGUCUCUUUCAAACUCUCAGCCGCGGGUUUAUUCUAAAAAUAUUCUUAAAAUUUGACAACCUUCAGCCUUAAUAUUCUUAAAAAAAGGUUCUAAUAGAAAAAAGAGUAUAGAACCACUGUCGCUCACUUGUGCGAAAUCUUCGGCCACAACCACUAGCUAAAGCAAUAUCAUUACUGCUAUAUACCCCCUCAACUAACAGAGCCAGUCAUUGCCACUUAAAUGUCUCUGUUACUAUCUCUAGUACCACUAUGACUACUAAUAGUGUCACCGCUAUGAAUAUAGUAGUAUAUGGAGUAGUAUACUUGAUCUUAAAUAGAUUGCAUUGUCAUGUAUGUAAAGCCACACGUAUGUUGUGACUACCCAAUGAAGACUUUUUUUAUUAUUAUUAUUAUUAUUAUUAUUAUUAUUAUUAUUAUUAUUAUUAUUAUUAUUAUUAUUAUUAUCUCUAUUAUCACAGUCUUUGCUGGUGUUCUUUUUGCGCAUCAGCCGGGCGCAAACCAUGCACCUUUAGCUCUCUCUGAUACUUUCUUGAUGUUUUCUACCAUACCCUUCUUCACUGUACCAAGCGCACCAACAACCACAGGGAUCACUACGGUUUUCAUAUGCCACAUUCUCUGUAUUUCUAGUUCUAGGUCUUUUGUCUUUUUAUUAUUAUUAUUAUUAUUAUUAUUAUUAUUAUUAUUAUUAUUAUUAUUAUAGUAACAGUCGCGUACCGAUACCACUACCAUUACUAUAUCAUGUGCGCUAGCAAUUUCAUAUGCAACACCUCCCUAACCAUCACCAUUGUCAGGAGACUUCAUGGUUGAGCAACGCGAAAUUCGCAAUAUUUAGCACGAUUUAUGUUCGACGCUAGCAUUUAACUUGUAAACGAUUCUUUCGGGUCAAGAGAUCAUAAUACUAUAGUAGGGUUUAUCGUUUUCAUCAAUAAAUCACUUGCGGCCCGCUCUCCUCACUGUCCAAUCGAAAGUGAAAGUGCAGUGAAAACCUGUCUAACUUACACCGGCGGAAAAGGCACCAAUUUAACCCUUUCACUGCCAAAUGUGGCCAAAGGCAAAAUUCGACAAAAAAUCCCAAAAUACAUUUUGUAAAAUUUUGAAAAACAAAAAGCACCAUGUGAAAGUACACUUACAGACAGGGUUUGAUUUCAAUGGCCACUCCAUAGGAUUUCAUCCACAGACUCAAAAGUUAGAGCUACCUCACAAAACCCCAUUAUUCGCUCUGUCAGUGAAAGGGUUAAAAUGAACGCAAUCCAACACUCCCUCGAUGCGGUGUUUAUGCUAUUGAUCAAGUCAGUUGGUGGAAAAUCUGACACGUCCACGCCCUUUUUGCAGGAUCUCCGUUGCAACAAAAUGCUUCAUGUAGGAACCCCGUUCGCCCAUGACGUUAACAUCUGUCAGUUCUGCAGUAUGAGGAGAGGUGCUUUUGGAGGAAUGCCAUUUCCGAAUAAAGAUUCCUGCUUUAUUUGCGGGCGUUUCUCUACGUGGAAGGAUGAUCGCCAUGCGGCCAUGGUAUGCAAUUUUCACAAACCCCCUCCCGGACCGCCAAAGAUGAAAAUGUGUUUUCUGUGCCGAAAACCUGCUUUUCAAAACGCUUGCAAGGUUUACCUUUGUCCGUUUUGUGGAAUUUCGGGUGUGAAAAGGUGUGCAAUGCUUGUUGGAGAAUAA
Porites evermanni is the source of this 15916-nucleotide messenger RNA. NCBI's taxonomy places the organism in Eukaryota, Metazoa, Cnidaria, Anthozoa, Scleractinia, Poritidae. The record is from the annotation of a GenBank genome assembly.